Molecule: messenger RNA, 5621 nt
Organism: Carassius carassius (crucian carp)
Lineage: Eukaryota; Metazoa; Chordata; Actinopteri; Cypriniformes; Cyprinidae
Product: PH domain leucine-rich repeat-containing protein phosphatase 2-like
Exons: 19
Coding region: 141-4415 (1424 amino acids)
Molecular function (GO): protein binding
Source: RefSeq, a predicted model, not a curated record
CCGUGCGCUUCAGUCCCACUAUGGCGUCUCAUCAAAUCAGAAUGGGAUUUUUCUACCGCCUUCUGUACCGGAAUUUAUCUUUCGCCAAUUGUUAUCUUACAUCUGGAUUUCUGUGCUGAAAGACGUCAAAUGUAGGCUAAAUGAAGGACGAGGAAAGCAAAGCGCGGUCGCUCCAGAGCACCGAUACGGAGCGGGGAAGUGCAGCCGGUGUGGAGGAUGUCCGGGCGGGCAGCGGAGCGCCGCUGAUCCCGGUGCUGCAUGGAGCAGGAUCGGACCGAGCCCCCGCACCGACAGCCCGAGCAGGAACGGGAAUACGCGUUUUAAAGCGUAACAUGAAGAGGAACGGCAGUCGAGGCUGUGUGACGAGGAAGACGCGCUUCGGCUCUCGAGAGCGAGACUGGCUGAAGGGCGACGCUCAGCGAGGCUGUGUGUGUCUCUACGGGGCCUCGGAGCCUCAACCUCCAGCCUCGGGCCCCCAGACCUCCACCAGCACCCAGCCGGACCUGAAGCUGGUGCUCUGCUCCACCAACACCACCGCCGAGGAGCUGUGCGCUCAGAGAGACGUGCAGGGUCUCUAUCUGCAGCUGCACGGAGACCUAAUCAGGAGGCUGGACCCCUCCGAUAGUCCUCUUCAGAUGGUGUAUGACUACCUGACUGCUAUGGGCUAUGAAGACCCGCUCCGUGUCCAGCAGGAAGCCGCCAACUCAGACCUCAGCUGCAUGAUCCGCUUCUUCAGUGAGAAACCAGUGAACGCAGACCAGCAGGAGCGGACUCUUCUGAAGGGUGUGUUCAGCGUCAGGAAGGGAAAGACGCAGCUCCAUAAAUGGGCCGAGCGGCAGGUCAUCCUGUGCGGGACGAGUCUGAUCGUGGCCUCUGUCAAGGACAGCCUGACCGGCAAGAUGCACAUCCUACCCCUGGUCGGGGGGAAGGUGGAGGAGGUGAAGCGGAGGCAGCACUGUCUGAUGUUCAGCUCCGCCGGACCGCAGGCUCAGACUUACUACGUUAACUUUGACACACUGGCCGACUACCAGCGCUGGCUUCGGCAGGCUUCGAAAGUGGUGUCUCAGACCAUCAGUCUGGUGGAUUUGUCCUGCUACAGUCUGGAGGACGUGCCCGAGUAUCUCUUCUACUGCCAGGACGUCACGCACCUCAACCUACGACACAACUUCAUGAGUCUGGACGGCCCUGGAGGACUCGCCAACUUCAACAGAUUUGGCCAGCUGAGGAGCUUGAAUCUUUCUCACAAUGGGCUGGGCGUCUUCCCGGAGUCUCUGUGUGAGAUCCAGACUCUGAUGGAGCUGUAUCUGUCCUGCAACGGCCUCACUUCUGUCCCGGCCCGCCUCCAAAACCUCCAGAGCUUACAGACGCUGUGUUUGGACGGGAAUCUCCUGGAGUCUCUUCCGGAGGAGCUGGGAAACCUGACGCAGCUCUGCAGCUUGGGUCUCUCCUUCAAUGACUUCCCUCUCGUCCCCGGCGUGGUGGAGCGCCUCGGGGCCCUGGACAAGCUGGCGAUGGCGGGGAACAGGGUGGAGACUCUGGAUCUGUUCAGCCUGCUCCGAAUGACUCACAUUAAGAGUAUUGAUUUAAGAUUAAAUGGCCUCCGCUGUGUUAAAAGUGAAACUCUGGAGCCGGUCAAACAUCUCACCCAGCUGGACCUGAGAGACAACCAGCUGACGUCUCUGGACCUGAGCUCGGCCUGCAGUCUGGAGAGCCUGCAGUGUCAGAGGAACCAGCUGAGAGCCCUGACGCUCAGCGGCUUCACCCUGCGCUCACUCCACGCCAGAGACAACCGUCUGACCACGGUGAACAUCUACCCUGUUCCCAGCCAGCUCACAGAUAUGGACCUUUCAAGGAAUCUCCUGGAAUACCUGCCAGACUGGGUCUGUGACAGCAGGAAGAUUGAGGUGCUGGACGUCUCCCAUAAUCUGCUGUCUGAGCUCCCGGCCAGAUUUCUCAGCAGUCUGAGUCUGCGUAAACUGUUGGCUGGUAACAACCGGCUGGAGAGACUGGCUGACCUGCUCGACCACAUCCCACUGGAAACACUCGACCUGCAGCACAACAAGCUUCGCCAACUUCCAGAGAGCUUCUUCUACAAAGCCUUGAAUUUAAAGUAUUUGAAUGUGUCUGCCAAUGCGCUGGAGACGAUCCCGCCGAGCAGCCAAUCAGAGGAGAGCCUCAGCACCCUGCAGGAGCUCUAUCUCACAGGAAACAACCUGAAUGAGAGCUGCGCUGCUCUACUGGUGGGGCAUCAGAACCUGCGGGUCUUGCAUAUGGCUUAUAACCAACUGCAGUCCUUCCCUGCUAGCAAGCUCAGUAAGCUGGAGGUCCUGGAGGAACUGAAUCUGAGUGGGAACAAGCUGAAAAUGAUCCCCUCCACCGUGUCCAGCUGCAAGAGACUGCACACACUCAUCGUCCACUCCAACCAUAUCAGCGUGUUCCCAGAAGUCCUCAGCCUCCCCGAGAUCAAGCUAGUAGAUGUGAGCUGUAAUGAGCAGACCGAAAUCCUUUUGCCGGACUCUCUGCCUUCAACCCUACAAGAGCUGGAUCUGACCGGCAACAGCAGCCUCAUGUUAGAGCACAAAACACUCAACCUCUUCAGUCACAUCAGUACUUUGAAGCUGGACCAGAAGCCAGCCGUGACCGCAGGAGACGCACAGGGCACGUCCACCCUGUGGGAUCAUGGUUACGCUGAGAUGUGUGGGCAAAGGAACAAGUUGUGUGUGUCUGUGCUGGCUGUGGAUCACUUUGGGGACAGUCCGGAUGCUGCUUAUGGGAUUUUUGAUGGCGACCGUAAUGAGGAAGUUUCCAGGUUACUGCAGUGCACCAUGGGAGAUGUAUUGGCAGAGGAGAUACAGCACUCCAGUGUGGACGGUGUAUACAUGUGCAACACUUUCCUUACCUCUCAUAGGAAACUUGGCAUGGCAGGCCAGAAGCUCGGUGCCUCUGCUCUGCUCUGUUACAUCCAUCACGAGUCCUCCGAACCUGGCCGCUACUUCAGCCUCACUGUGGCCAACGUAGGCACCUGCCAGGCUGUACUGUGUCGUGAUGGACAACCUCUUGCCCUGUCAAAGGUUUUCAGCCUAGAACAAAGUGCUGAGGAGAUGGAGCGCAUCAAACUGGCAAAAGCUAUUAUCACUGAGGAUAACAAGGUGAGUGGGGUGACAUGCUGCUCACGGUUACUUGGCUGUUCCUACCUGUUUCCUUGGGUGCUUCCCAAACCCUGGGUGCACACAGAGCCUCUGUGUUCUCAGGAUGAAUUCCUGAUCCUAGGAAACAAAGCACUUUUCCAGAAGGUUUCCUACCGGGAGGCAGUGAGCACUGUGCUGGCUGUCAGAGACCCCCGCGCUGCUGCCAAAAAGCUCUGCACGCUGGCACAGAGCUAUGGGUGCCGGGAUAAUGUCGGAGCAGUAGUGGUAGCUUUGCAUAUCGGAGAAGACAGCUGUACGUGCGAGCCUCCUCUCUCGAACACAGAAGCCCGAGGACCACCUGCCCAGACACUGUUACCGAUACCUGUGUCUCCUGGUGACCUUGCAGCGCUGUCAUCUAGCAGUGGCAUCGCCUCGGAGUUUAACAGCGAGAUGUCUGCUUCGGAAGUGGGCAGCGAGGCUGGGUCCACAGCUUCAGACGAGCACCCCUCUUCAGGACCAACGGCUCGUCCGGAGCGUCGCUGUAGUUUGCAUCCGACUGCUACCUUGUGUAACACCGGGCCGCUGGCGAGCCUGGGGCCAGGGGCGCACCCGGCGCUAUUCCAGCGGCAGCCUUCCAGCGCCAAUUUCUCAAGCAACCAAUCAGACAAUGGACUGGACAGCGAUGACGAGACUCCAUUAGAAGGCGUCAUCUCAAACGGGAGUAAGCUUGAGGUGGAAGUGGACAUCCACUGCUGCGCUUUUCAGCUGCGCUCUGGACCACCGGAAAGUCCCAAGGACCUGGACGGCCGGCAUGAUUCGAGGGGCUCGGAUUAUCCCAACAGCAAAAUGCGGCGGCAAAACAGCGUGGUGGUUUCUGCCACCAACGGCUGCCUGCUGGCCGUAUGCGGCCGAGAGAUCUCGGAUCUGAAGAAGUCUCCUUCAACCUCCAGCCUCUUUGGGAAGAAGCUCUCUAAUGGCUCCGUAGUGGCUCUCGAGGAUAGCCACAAUAUCAUUGAAGUAGCACUCGAGGCCCCAAAAAAGAAAUCUGGAUAUUUUGCCGCACCAGCCCAGCAAGACCCGGAAGACCAGUUAAUUAUACCACCUAGUCUGGAGCAGGAUGUGCGGGAGCAGCUGAGAGGCCAGAGCCCUGUGGUUCCCGGGCCGCCGCCGGCUCCUUCAACGCCGCCCUCAGCAAGAGACCCCAACUGGGACCAUACUCAGUCCACCAUCGCUGGUCUGCACCCCACCACCGUCCUGCAACAGGACGUCUACGACACCGCUCUAUAGCUGGUGCAAGAGGACCACACCAUUGGAGCAUCUCUGCAUCAUAGUGCCACAUCAAAGAGGCUAGCACGCUCUUCCUGCCUUUGAGAUAAUCCAGUUCUUAUUUAGCAUCAUCACUUGUGGGUUCCUGCAUCUGCAUUCUUGGGCUGAUCUGCGGUGGCCACAUCUAAGUCAAGGAUGGAAAUGGGUGAAAAGUAAGGACCGAUGACAUCUUGAAGAUUGAGGUCUCAGAUUGUGGAAAAACAUGGGCUAUUUCUGACCAAAAACCACAGCAUGGAGCUGGAGUACCUCAUUAUCACCAUGCCGUGAGUUCAUUUCUACAUUCGCCCUUUAUAUCAAAGGUCACAGGCUUAAGUAGGCUUCAAUGAUCACAUUUGCCUUCUGGUGGAAAGAUACUAUCAAGCUAAUCUGAGACCAAAAGAUGAGAAAAGUGCCUCUUAAAGAUGGUUGAGGUUCAGAGCCUUUACUGUUCUGGUGUACGUGCAGUGUUGUUCUCCUUCCUUCCCAUAGUGGCAAAUAGUCGGUAAUCAGCACUUUUGAAGUCCGUGAGGAAAAUUUUCAGUUGGAUAUCUUCCCAAUUUGACCUGCUGGAAACAUCCCGCUCCAUUUCAUGGAAAAGAGAGGUCAUUGUGGAAAGAAGUAUUUGUUGAAAAAGACAAGAGCGUUCUCCACCGUUCCUGAUCCCCUCUCUUGUAUGCAUAAUAACACAAUACAUAAAUAAUAACACAAUAAUGCACAAUAGAAGAGUAUGAUGAACCCAACGUAACAUUCAAACCCUAGAGAGGGAAUCGGUCAAGUGAUGGAGGUCAAAGUGAGAUGGAGACAAAUACUUCAUCCAGUGCUCAGAGGAAGCAUCGCCACACCUUUAAGGUCAUUUUGGGGAGCAGAAAGACCUCACAAUUUUGUCUGAGCUCAUAUCUUGAGCUGUUUCGGGUUGUCUAGAGUUCUUGAAGUUUCGAGCGUGCCAUGACUACAUGACAGAGCCCCUGCUAUGCAGCCCUUGGGCUGAAAAUAUGUCAUUGGGUCUUUGUAGUAGUGCAGUUUUACUGUUGAUCUCAGUGAAGCUGGGAUAUUUUCUCCUCAUCUCAUAAUCAAGGAAAAAAUGAACAGCUGACAUUUAGGUUUUAUUAUAUGAGAAAUACCAGGCAUAUGAUAUCAUCUAUUGUGCGUGUGGGUAUGUGUGCUCUAUUUUAGCCAUGCAUGGUACAU